Molecule: messenger RNA, 4481 nt
Organism: Paramormyrops kingsleyae
Lineage: Eukaryota; Metazoa; Chordata; Actinopteri; Osteoglossiformes; Mormyridae
Source: RefSeq, a predicted model, not a curated record
AGAGCGCGGACCCCCCCUGCACUCGGGAGCGCUGUGAGGUGCGUCCUCUGCUCCAUCCCUCCCUCUCUCCACUCAUCCAGGGAGGAAGGGAAAAAAAACUGCAGUCACACGAUAACCUUGAGAGCAGCGGCUCGCUGUGCUGGACCACGUUAAACCGAGCGAGCCGUGCAGUCUGGGCGUGGGUGCGAAUGUCCCCGGCGAGCUUGGCUACCGUCACCCCUCCGAGCAGCCAGGUAGCCGGCGCUGGCGGAGCCUCUCCCCGAUUCUCAAAGGAAACCUGGGUGUCGGGAUCUUGUGAAAAGAUGCGGGGCUACGCGGAUUCGUCUGUCCGUUCGCGUUGAAGCACCCGGACGUGUCGGCAUCUGAAACGGGGGGAAAAGCUGCUUACUUUCGUGGGCGAUCGGUCCAAGCGAUGGACUUGAGAUAGUGGAUCUCCGCUUUUGUGUCUCUUCGCUGGGAGCUGCAGUCGGGCGAGUUACGAGAGGAUGUUUGGGAGCAGCUGGAGAAAUCCGUUCCUGAGACGUAACGACGACGGAGCCUCUCUCCGAGCCGCGAGAACCUGAAGCGCUGCUCAGCCCGCUCCUAGUGAGACCAGAUGCGGUUGCUUACAAAGGAGACUUUCAUGCAGGCAAGGUAACAGGUAGGAUGGUGGCCGGGGAGGCGAGUGGACACAGCUACCUGGUAGCCUGCUGGCAGCCCAUCCUGAUCCUUAUGCUGGGCACGGUGCUGUCAGGCUCUGCCACGGGCUGCCCAUCCCGCUGCGAAUGCAGUGCCCAGGAGCGCUCAGUGGUGUGCCAUCGCAAGAAGCUGAUGUCCGUUCCCGAGGGCAUCCCAUCUGAAACUCGACUGUUGGACCUCAGCAAGAAUCGCAUCAAGACCAUCAACCCUGAGGAAUUUGCCAGCUUCCCGCUGCUGGAGGAGCUGGAGCUGAACGAGAACACCAUCUCGGCAAUAGAGCCCGGCGCCUUUAAUAAUCUGUACAGCUUGCGGACGUUGGGCCUGCGCAGCAACAAGCUGAAGCUCAUCCCGCUUGGGGUCUUCACUGGGCUCAGCAAUCUCACCCAUCUGGAUAUCAGCGAGAAUAAGAUUGUCAUUCUGCUGGACUACAUGUUCCAGGACCUGUACAACCUGAGGUCCCUGGAGGUGGGUGAUAACGACCUGGUCUUCAUCUCUCACCGAGCUUUCCAUGGCCUCAACAGCCUGGAGCAUCUGACGCUGGAGAAGUGUAACUUGACCUCUGUGCCCACUGAGGCAUUUACCCACCUCCACAGCCUGAUUUCUCUCAAGAUGAGGCACCUCAACAUCAACAUCAUCAGGGACUACUCCUACAAGCGACUCUACCGGCUGAAGCUUCUGGAGAUAGCCAGUUGGCCCUUUCUGGACACCAUGACAUCCAACUGCCUGUAUGGACUCAACCUCACCUCCUUGACCAUUACUCAUGGAAAUCUGACUACCAUUCCCUAUGUGGCUCUCCGGCACCUUGUUUAUCUGCGCUUUCUGAAUCUGUCCUACAACCCUAUUCAAACUAUAGAGGGGAACAAACUACAUGAGUUGCUGAGGCUCCAGGAGUUUCACCUAGUGGGUGGCAGGUUAGCUACCAUCGAGCCCUACUCAUUCCGGGGUCUCAACUACCUUAGAAUCCUCAAUGUGUCCAGCAACUACCUGACUACCUUAGAGGAGUCAGUGUUUCACUCCGUAGGCAACUUGGAAACCUUGGCCUUGUACGACAACCCCCUGGCCUGUGACUGUCGCCUCCUGUGGGUUUUUCGUCGCCGCUGGAGACUCAACUUUAACCGGCAGCAGCCAACGUGCGCCUCGCCGGAAUUUGUCCAGGGCAAAGAGUUCAAGGACUUCCCUGACGUCCUCCAGCCCAACUACUUCACCUGCCGUAAAUCAAGGAUCCGGGACCGCAAAGCCCAGCAGAAAUUUGUGGAUGAAGGGACUACUGUUCAUUUUGUCUGUCAGGCGGACGGUGACCCAGCACCUGUCAUUAUGUGGCUGUCUCCGCGGAAGCAAUUCAUAACCACUAAAACCAUUGGGCGGCUGACCGUGUUCCCCGAUGGGACCCUUGAGGUUCGGUAUGCCCAGAUCCAAGAUAACGGCACGUACGUGUGCAUCGCGAGCAAUGCCGGGGGCAAUGACACCGUGCUGGCUCACCUGCAUGUGCACAGCUACUCCCCCGACUGGCCCCACCAGCCCAACAAGACGUUUGCUUUCAUCUCCAACCAGCCAAACGACAGCAGUGCCAAUGGGACAAGGCCCACGGUCCCCUUUCCCUUCGACAUCAAAACCCUGAUCAUUGCAACCACCAUGGGUUUCAUUUCUUUCCUGGGUGUCGUGCUCUUCUGCCUGGUGCUCCUCUUCCUUUGGAGCCGUGGUAAGGGUAACACCAAGCACAACAUUGAGAUAGAGUACGUGCCCCGCAAGUCGGACGCCGGUAUGAGCAACACUGUCACAGACGCCCCGCGGAAGUUCAACAUGAAGAUGAUAUGAUGGACCUUCAAGAGUGGGUCAUCAGUAUCACCAGAAAGUAAUAAAUAAAGCAAAGAAUAAAGGAACCCACAACACAAAAAAAGAAAAGGAAAAUUGUGAAUUCCCCCAAUCCUGCCGGAUUCUGGAACGCUGUCACCGAAUGUCACAACCGUUACUGAGCUGGGGGUGGGUACCCAAAGCUUUCAUUACAAUGUGUGUUGUAUCCAAGGGGAAAAAAUGACAACACAGCAGAUACUUCAGCUCGAUGGUACCUUCUGCUGGGCCUGCAGGGGCCACAUCUUUGAAAGCAGACUCUGCAAGGGACUGUCCCUCCUGUGGAUUUUUACCGGGGAAAAAAAAAAAAGAUUUAAAAGAAAAAAAACAAAAUUAACCAUUCUAAAUGUGCGUAUCAUCAGCCGGAAUGUGAAAGGCAGAUCAUCUUCCAUCCUGUCUUUUGCCUUUUUUGAUUUUCUUUUUAUAAUAUCUGAAAGCCUAUACAUGCUGUAUGGUUUAAUGAAACACUGUACAUAUCCAAUUCAUGGGUUGAUGAGCACAUUAUUAUGGGUUCUGAUGUUACAUGCUAAUGUCACUAGCAUGUUUUUACUGCUUUAUAUACAGUGGAAAGUCCAGAAUUUCACACUCUGCAGUAACAGAAAAUAUGGUAUGAAAAUAGUUCAGUGCAUUAAUUCAUUAUAAGAUUUGACAAUCACAUCACCACUAUGGUUUGUUUUGUGACAUUAAUUGUUUAAAAAAGGCCAUCUAUACAUUUUGACUUGAUCUGUUUCCCACCAAAGUGAUUGUUCUGAUUGUCUUAAAAACCUUGCCAGUUAAACACUCAGUCGGUAGUCUGAGUGAAUUGGCAUUCAAUCGUGAUGUUGUUAUCUGAGUGCAGAUCUUCUAUCAUAUUGUGUAACUCGAACCACUUAAUUAACUGCUUGUUGUAUAGUGUCUGCCCUAGUGGACAACAGCUGUGUAUGCGGGAGAUUUGCCUGACCCUUCCUCGCUUCUCUUCAUUACAUCACCUUGAUAUUAUGCAGCAGGGACAGUGGGACUUACAUCCUGGAUGCUGAGGUCAUGCAAUAACAAGCUGAGUACGACAUACAGGCAAGUCUGUAGUCUUUGGUCAGCGUCAGCAGCCGUGCAUCUGUUUCUACGAAGAACCCCUAAAGAACCAGGUUCAUACCAUCGAGCAAGUUCUCAAAAACAAAUACAGGGUCCAUCAGCGAUAUCCAUCGACAACCGGAAAAAUGGGAAGAAUUGUCAGAAGAUUAGUCAGAGUACAAUGUAACGUACACUGGUACAUGUUACACCAUUGCCAAAAAAUGUAAUGCAUAUGAUAAAAACCAUGAAGUCCACUUCUUAUUCAAAGAAUACCUCAAAUAUCCUGUAAUUGCCAACAGACUUUUUUUUUUUCUUUUUCUAAUAGUUCCUGUAACUAAUCUUGUUAGGUACCAAAUCAAAACAUUCGCUGAUUUUCUGAUAUUUACAAAACUACAAUAUGUCUAUCACACCUUCUGUUCCUUUACAAUUUAACUUUUACACUAAACGUAAUGUGUUCAUCAACCCUUAACACUCCCCAUACUGUUACUAGCAAAAGUGCAGGUUUGAAAGACAAACUAGUAGAAUGAACUUUUUAAAAAAUAUAUAUAUAAAUUAUUCCCUACAUAAAAAAGCCCUGAAGGUUAGUAGGCUUUUGUUUCGUUACCGCGGCGUCAGGCUAAGAGGCGGUCUGCACUCUCACAAACAUUCGCAGCCACGUGAAACAAAGCCGGUGCCUUUUCCGGCACACUCCGUGGACGGCUGGGGUCUUCGGGAUGAAGGCAGUGGGCUGGGUUAUUCACAAUGGGUGACAUUAAACCCCUUUGGGGAGCAAAUGGGUUGGAAGCAGGGCCAAAAAUGGAAGCGGGGAGCGUCACAGCUGGUCUCACCCUCAGCAGGCGUGUUAUUUUGUCCCAGAACCAUUGGAUAUGACUUAUUCUGCUCUGUACUGAUUAAAAAUAUUCCUGUUA